UAGCCCAAUUGCUUUGUUAAUCAAAAAAACCUAAUUGACUCAAAUUGCGUCGCGUUAAUUACUCUGAUUACCCUAAAUUUUACCCAAAAAAUACAUGUAAACUCCUUAGAAUUGAUUCCGCCCGCCUCUCCGAUCUCGAAUACUGCUGCGAAUGAAAUUGUAUGUGAAAUGAGAAUUAAGGAUUGUUGUUGAAUUCUGAAAGUUAAGUAUGUCAAAAAACAAAGAUGAAAGUGGCGGUCAGGAUGCCGCAGAACGAGUCAAGGCUGCGGCUCUAUCGGCUGCAAAGGGACUCAGCCGCGCACAGGCCGAGCGUGCAGCUGCAGCUGCUGCUCGUAAUGUGAAUGCGUAUGGACAGAAGGAAGAGGGGCCGAGUCGGUGGCAAGAGCGAAAGGAAGCUAAGAGGCAAAUGUAUUUGAUGAGUACUGAGAAACAAGUGAGAUUGGGCGAAAGGAAAGACCCCAAGUCCUUGGCAUCUGCCCUCGGGGCUGCUUCCCAAUGCCAGAAGUGCUUCCAAACAGGGCAUUGGACGUAUGAGUGCAAGAACGAGAGGGUUUAUAUCUCGAGACCAUCACGUACACAGCAAUUGAAGAACCCGAAACUGAGGAUGAAGCCAUCUAUUUCAUAUGAUUUGGACAACCCGGCUAUUCGGGCAGAAAAGAAUGAAAAACAUGAGAAGAAGAGUAAGAGGAAGCAUAAGUCGGAUACCGAGUCUGAUAAGGAUAGUGAGGCUUCAGUAUUUGAGUCAGACAGUGCUGUUACUGGAUCAGAUGAUUCUUCUGGGGAGAGUGAGUCGAGUUACAGUUCAUCCACAGAUUCGGAGGAAGAGAGGAGGAGAGAACGGAAGAACAAAAAGAAGAAGCAAAGGAAGAGGAGGCACCAGAAGUACAGCUCCUCAUCCGAGUCCUCCGAUUCAUACACGGAUUCAGAAUCCGAUUCCAAGGACAGAAGCCGGCAAAGGAAGAGUAGCAGAAGGAGGCAUAGCCGUAAGCAUUAGGGCAAUCGAGUUUAUUUAGCCAGUAAUGUGGAAGUUUUUAGCAAAGGGGCUCGAGAUAUUGGAUCACAAUCCUUUCGAUAAUCAUAGCAGAAAAAUGUCAUUCUAAUGUUGAUCCUUUGUUCAUGCUACAGUUGUAAGAUUUUCUCAACAGCUCGACCGAAAUCGUCAAUUUCUUUAUAUUAUUUCUUCGUCAGUUUGAUUAUCAUGAAAGUGAGAUGUUAUUUUGCUCAGUUGCCUAUAAAGCCUUAUCAUAUCUAUGAUUUUUCCUAGUUUUUCUUGUAGCAAAGCCAAUGAAUUUUAUGUAUUAUUCUCAUGAAUGCUACUACUGUUUUGAUUUA
Molecule: messenger RNA, 1332 nt
Organism: Olea europaea var. sylvestris
Lineage: Eukaryota; Viridiplantae; Streptophyta; Magnoliopsida; Lamiales; Oleaceae
Product: zinc finger CCHC domain-containing protein 10-like
Exons: 2
Coding region: 209-994 (261 amino acids)
Source: RefSeq, a predicted model, not a curated record